Molecule: messenger RNA, 522 nt
Organism: Dentiscutata erythropus
Lineage: Eukaryota; Fungi; Glomeromycota; Glomeromycetes; Diversisporales; Gigasporaceae
Source: the annotation of a GenBank genome assembly
AUGAGUGAUAUCGAAUCCGAAUCAUCUAAUAAAAAACAUUCUUUAAUAAAUUCUGAUACUUUGAUCGAUGAUUACAGAAAACGGCUUCUAACACCAGCAGAUAUGUAUCUGAAAAAAAAGAAAACCACUCAUACAAGCGUUUAUGUUAAACGAAUUGAUAAUAAAGAAUUAUUUCCUCCAACCGUUUCACCAGUAACAACAAAGUCAAAAACAUAUAAUCCAGUUGAAUGGAAAUCUUUAAAUCAAUCACUGCUAAAUGCAAAAAGACAACAUAAAAUUAACCAAGACUGGGCAGAAGAUAAAGAUAAUGAAAUAAAUAAAUUGAUCAAACUAUCUAUUCCCGAUGGAUGUAGCACAGAAAUAUCACGUUGGAGGAAGGCUUUCAAUUUGGUUGUGCUUGUAAUAGAAAGUAAAGAUAUUUGUCUUGAAGAUUUUCUUGAAGAAAUAAGAGAUUUGAAUUUUACAUUUAAUUAUCUUCAAGAAGUUGAUCCAGCGGAUUUUAAGACUUUACUUGAAAAAAUA